Messenger RNA from Humulus lupulus (European hop), 8715 nucleotides. RefSeq lists its product as uncharacterized. The coding region runs from base 3031 to 4761 and encodes 576 amino acids. The record is from RefSeq and is a predicted model, not a curated record. NCBI's taxonomy places the organism in Eukaryota, Viridiplantae, Streptophyta, Magnoliopsida, Rosales, Cannabaceae. The transcript is spliced from 6 exons.
UAAUUUUUUUUUGUGAAAAAGUAACAUAUUGGUAACUUAUCUCCAUUAUAAGUAACCAAAAUUAGGGUUGGGCAUAAAAUCCGAAAAACAAAAAAAACCGUGUACACCGACCUACCGAACACCGAAAAAACCAAAAUCAAUUAAACCGAACACCAAAAAAAUAUUUAACGGUGCAAACCGCCACUGUUCGGUCGGUUUAAAAAUUUUGUGUGAACUGACCGGCAGAACCGAAACCGAUCGAACAGUAUAAAUAUAAUAAUAUUAUAUGAUAUAAUUAUUAAUUAUUAAAAUUAUUAAAUAAAAAUAAAAAAAUCUGAAUUUUUUUAAAAAAAAAACUUAGGGCACGGCACUGGAUGAAUCUCUUUCUCUUUCUCUCUAUCGUAUACUCAACCUCUCAUCUCAUCUCAUCUACACUUCUUCCUCUCUGUUCUGUUUCACUUUCCUCCCAGCCCAAACGAACGGACUGACCAGACUCACUCGGCGGCAGCAGCACGGGCCAGUCGCAUGACCGAGACCCACGCACGCGACUGCUUCACGGACACGGCUUAGCUGACCCUUCCCACUCUGGCAACUGCUUCACAGACACAGAGCUCCGCCACACUGAUUCGUUUCCAAGCUCAAACAGUCGAGAUACUCCACUCCAUUGUUGAACUACUUGAUUUGAUCUGAUCUGAUUUGUUUUUCUAACUUUAUUUUGUUGGUAUUUUUCUAUUUGUAGGAGUUGAUUUUAAGAUCAAGCUGUUCACAUCACACAGUAGAUGGGAAGAGGUUGAAACUGACAAUUUGUGACACUGGAGAGGUUAAGAACAUUAAAAAGUUCAUAUUACAGAGGAGCUCAGGGGAUCAUUCUAGGUGACCGUCAAGGAACCAAAAGGUUGAUCGUUCUCAAGGGUCGUUCUUAUACUAAUUCUCGCUCGAACCAGAGGUAAAGGCAAAGAGAAAGUCAACCGACCAUGAGUAUGGAGAGCAUGAGGCAACGCGUACAUGCCUGGUCUAUCUGGCUGCCACGGCCAUGGGUAAAGGGAAAGAAAAGCUCACCCAGCCUUGAGUGGAAAACUUAGGUGGUGUUGUGUACAUAUGUGCCCGCUUGACCACCACGGCCAAUGAGUUCUCAGAGGAACUAUGGGGUUCACCCUAUUUUUGUCGCUUAGGUCGGCGGGUUGUAAAUUUAAACUGUGUUAUCCAAUAAAUUAGUAUUGGUGACGUGGCAAAUAAUCUUUUGACACGUGGCUGAUACCUGAAAGCGCCUGCUAGAGUAUCGACCAGGAACACAGUAGAAGCAGGGUAAGCUUGUCUUACCCACGACCAGUCUGGUCGGUAGUUCCGCGUACAAGGCAACAUUUAUGGGAAGAUCUUUAUGAAUCCCGAAUUUAUCUCAUACAAUCUUCUGGAUAUCCGAUUAUUCAGGGAAGAAUAUCUGUAACGAUCUCUUGUGACCCUCCUUGAGCCUAUAAAUAAGAAGAGAUGGCUCAAAGGAGGGGGACCUUUUUUUUUUUGAAGCUUUUGAAUCUUAGGAAACGAUAGUAAUUCUCCAAGUAAAUCUGUAUUGUUCUUUAGUGAAUAGUGAAACUCAUUGAACUCUGGUUCUUUGAUCACCCCUCUGAUUUUAUAGCAAUAUUAUUCUAAGUGGACGUAGGUCAUUACCAGAUCCUGGGGCCGAACCACUAUAAAUUACUGUGUUUUCUUAACUUUUGUCAUUGCGUUCUUCUCUAUACAUUCGUCCAUAUCAAUCACGUUUUGACUCCGUGUCAGUCGGCUAAAUCUUGGGUCAACAUUUUGGUGCUUUCAUUGAGAGAUUGAUUUGUUGCUGUUAAGAAAACCAAUGGCGAAAGCAGGAAGGAAAACUAGGCAGGCAACCGCCGCUGCACCGUCGAAUCCACCACCUCCUCCUCCCCCUGCAAGCAUGGCGGAAGAUGAGCCGCAACUAGAUUUUGAAGAGGAGGAAAUGGACGAUGCGACACUGAAGAGCACCCUGGGCGUGUUGCAGGAAGAAUUGGCUAGUCUGAAGGCCAAUCAAGAAACUGCUGCAGAAGUUAUGGCGCGGCAGCAGCAGGAGAUUGAUCGGCAGCGUGCAGAAUUGAGCGAGAGACAGGCGGAGGUGGAUCGCCGCCAGACCGAAGCCAUGACCGCCCUCGAGGCAGCCUUGCUGUUGGCUAGAAAUCAGGCCGCACCUGCCUCGCAGCCUGACCAACCCGCGAAUGGACCACCCCAGAGGGCUCCCAAUCCUAGCCCACCAAUUCAGCCUUCAAGUCCUCAAAGGCCCGAGCAGCCUCAGACACCCCAUGACGAUGUCCCGUUGGACCCUGAGGAAAAUCCACCAUCCCAAGCUGCUCGGGGUAAUCCCCCGCAGCAAAGGCAGAAUAGGGCCGAGCGUCAGCCUCGUAGUCCUAGACGCCAUGAGAAUGAUGGGCCAAACCAAGCAAACAGAGGUCAAUACCCUCCUGGUAUUAGGAUGGACUCGAAGCUAGGCUCUGCGGUCCGUGGACCCCCACGGCAUGAUAAUGCACGGGGACACCGCAACCAGUGCAAGCCACCCUCUAACGCUCGGGGCGUUUCUGCUAGAGAUGGGAAUAGGGGGAACAGUCAGUCUCACCACAGCCAGUCAAGGUUCAGAGAUGGCCACGGAUACAAUGAGGCCGACUCAGGCAAGGGAAAUGCUGCUGGGAGGAAUGGAGAAAGAGGUAAAGGCAGGAGCCAAGUACCUCAAGGUUACCAGCCAAAUCGACAAGAUGCUGGGGGGCAGCCCAGACAAAAUAAUGUCUUCAACCGGCUCGGAGGUAGCGAGCAGCGAAGAAGAGAAGAGGACCUGAUAGAUGUACUGAAUGAUCGUCACGAGAGGCACGGCGAAAACCUCCCCCAGCCACAGAGGCCACCGCAAUUCCUGCCGCAGUGCAAGCCCAGAUAGACGCACUCAAUCAGGCUGUGCAGCAGCUAGUCGGAGGAAGAACUUCUUAUAUCGACCACGACAGGAGGAAAGGUACUCCUUUUGUCCAGAGGAUAGCUAACGCCAAAACUCCCAGCAAGUUCAAAAUGCCUACGCUCCCGAACUUUGAUGGAUAUGGGGACCCAGUCUCGCAUGUAAAUAAAUUUGAAAUUCAGAUGGACAUUCAGAAAGUGUCCAAAGACGCUCGGUGCAGGAUCUUCCCUGCAACACUUUCUGAAGCAGGGCAUGAGUGUUUUUUUAAGUUCCCGCCUGCAAGCAUAGUUUCUUGGGAAAUGUUUGUAAGAGAGUUUUACGGGCAGUUCUAUGCGGGUCGUGUGCACCCAACCGAAGCAAACCAGCUGGUCGAGAUUCGCCAGCAGGACGGAGAGUCAGUGAAGGAUUACGUCCAGCGCUUUAUGCGAGCGGCGGCUGGAGCGAAAACAGUAGGAGACGAAGGCAAGAUGAUGGCCAUUACCGCAGGGGUAAAGCGUUGCUCUCCCCUCUGGAAGAGUCUCCGAAAGAAAGGAGUUAAAACGACCCAGGAGUUCUUGGACCGAGCUGAUCGUUACAUCAAGCUCGAGGAAGCCAUUGUUGAUGGUGGGAAACCCUCGAACAAGGGUAAGAAGGCCGUCGAGCCUGCCAAAGCCGCCAAUGGUUCCAAACCUAAUGGCAACGACAAAGGCCACGGAAACGGCAACGGUAAUGGCAAAAAUGGUGGGAAACGGCCGUAUAACGAGCCUUCCACCUCCGACAACAAACGAGCUAAGGGUAAUCGUUAUGAACCUAGGUUCACUAACUACACUGCCCUCGUCGAGUCUCGGGGAGAGGUUUAUCAGGCCACAAGCUCUAGUGUGCCUUACAAGAAACCAGGACCCAUUCGAAAAGGCAUUUCGAAAAGAGACACCACCAAGUUCUGUCGUUACCAUAACGACUACGGACAUGACACUAACGAAUGCAACCAGUUAAAAGACGAAAUCAAGUUCCUUAUUAGACAAGGACACUUGAGAAGGUACGUACGGGCCUCGGGAACUUCCCAACGAGAAGCUCCAGGUAGCAACGAGCAGGCGUCUACAUGCCAACGCUCGCCACCAUUACAGCCUGCCCCCGUGGCCGGAACACUCUUAACCAUCUGUGGAGGCCCGAUCCUUGCGGGAAAUAGCAGAAAGGCCAGAGAACGAUAUGUUUGGGCUCUACGUCACGACCAGGACAUCGAGAUGAUGACUGUGGAGGACCGUGCACCAAAAAAGGCUCGGUCAGAGGAGGGUGAGAUAACCUUCUCUGAUGGCGAUGCCCGGCACGUUCAAUUCCCACAUUCCGUUCCACUGGUCGUGGACAUCCAGAUGGCCAACAUGAUGGUAAAAAGGGUACUGGUCGAUACAGGAAGUUCAGUGAACAUCCUGUAUAAAUCAAUGCUGGAACGCAUGAAGUUGUCUGUAAAAGACUUGGAGCCCUGCAAUCAAACCAUAUACGGCUUCUCUGGAGAAGGACUCACCCCAGCCGAAAUGAUCAAGCUUCCAAUAACGACGGGUACAGCGCUCGCAACAAGGACAUUACUCACCACUUUUGUAGUGGUCGAUUGCCCUUCGGCAUACAACGCCGUUAUUGGAAGGCCCAUACUGGUUGAUCUACAGGCCGUCAUCUCUAUGUGGCACUUAGCCAUGAAAUUCCCGACGGACGCGGGGGUAGGACGCGUCGUAGGGAACCAAAGGGAAGCCAGGGAGUGCUACAACGCCUCGAUCACAAAGGUGAAGAGUGGGACGUCGAGGAGCACUACCCUAGAUCGAUUGCAGAUGGCAAUAGACACGCAAGCCCAAUCCGGUGGAGAAGUCACCAAAUAGGGUGUUGCCCAAAGCGAGGAUGGAGAUUUGGAUCCUCGCUUUGGGGAUUUUGAAGAAAAUGUUGGACCCGUCGAGGACCUGGAGGAGAUCCAACUCGACAAAAAAGACCCGACCAGAGUCGUGAAGGUUGGGAAGAACCUAGAGCCUACUAUAAAGCAAGCACUGGUGGAAUUCUUGCAAAAGAACCAGGAGGUUUUUGCCUGGUCACACAAAGACAUUGUUGGGAUAGAUCCUGCAGUAAUCAGCCAUGUCCUGAACAUAGACAAAACAUUUCCGCCCGUGCAACAAAAGAGAAGGCUGCUCGAUAAAGAUAGAUCAAGAGCUCUGAAAGAAGAAGUCGAAAGACUUAAGGAGAAUGGAUUCAUCAGGGUAGCGUUUUAUCCCUCGUGGGUCUCGAAUCCGGUACUGGUCCCCAAGCCUAAUGGCAAGUGGCGUACCUGUGUGGAUUUUACGGACCUCAAUAAAGUCUGCCCAAAGGACUGCUUCCCGCUCCCAAGGAUCGACCAGCUGGUCUGGUCGAUGCAACUACAGGACAUGAGAUCCUCUCGUUCAUGGAUGCAUAUUCAGGCUAAAACCAGAUCAGCAUGCAUCCCCCUGACGAGGAUCACACCAGCUUUCGGACCGAUACGGGCUUAUAUUGUUACAAAGUAAUGCCCUUCAGACUAAAAAACGCAGGUGCGACUUACCAACGGCUAGUCAACCACAUGUUUAAGAAUCUGAUCGGUGCGAACAUGGAGGUAUAUGUGGAUGACAUGCUGGUAAAGUCUAAGAAGGCAGAAGGACAUGUGAGGGAUCUACAAGAAUGCUUCAAUGUGCUAAGCAAGUACUAGAUGAAGUUGAAUCCCCUCAAAUGUUCCUUUGGAGUCGGAUCAGGGAAGUUUUUAGGGUUUAUAGUGAAUUCAAGAGGGAUCGAGGCCAACCCUGAUAAGAUAAAAGCCCUGAUCGACAUGAAGUCACCGGAGAAAAUCAAAGAUGUACAAAGUUUGACCGGAAGGAUCGCUGCCCUGAGUAGAUUCAUCUCCAAAUCAACUGACAAAUGUGUCCCUUUCUUCAACCUACUCAGAGGCAAUAAGAAGUUUGAAUGGACGGGAGACUGCGAGCAGGCAUUCCAGGCCUUAAAAGCUCAUUUGGCGCAACCUCCCAUCUUGUCAAAGCCAAUCGAAGGAGAAACUUUGUUUAUCUACCUGGCGAUUACUGAAGUUGCUGCUAGUGCGGUACUAGUACGGGAAGAAGAAGGCAUACAGAAAGCGGUCUACUAUAUCAGCAAACGGCUGAUUGGAGCGGAAUUAAGGUAUCCGCCAAUUGAAAGGUUAGCAUAUUGCUUAAUUCUAGCCUCCAGGAAGUUGUGUCCUUACUUCCAAGCCCAUCCUAUUACAGUUUUAACCGACCAGCCCCUUCGGCAAGUCCUCCAGAAACCUGAGGCUGCUGAAAGAUUGUUAAAAUGGGCAGUCGAACUAGGGCAAUUCGAUGUAACUUAUUCACCCCGAGCAGCAAUAAAAGGACAAGUCUUGGCCGAUCUCGUCGCGGAGUUCACCGAACUCCCAGGCAGUGAGCAGUGCGAACAGCCUGAAGCGCCCAUGCCCCAAGACAAAACUCCUUCGUGGAAACUAUUCACAGAUGGUUCAUCUAACGAAUCCCACGCUGGAGCGGGAGUGAUAUUGAUAACGCCGGAAGGGCAUCGAUUUCACUGCUCAAUCAGGUUCGACUUCGCAGCGUCAAACAAUGAAGCAAAAUACGAAGCACUCCUAGCUGGAUUGAGAAUAGCCAGAGACAUGAGCAUAAAGACGCUUGAUAUUUACAGUGACUCUCAGCUAGUCGUGAAUCAGGUCCUGGGGGAAUAUCAAGCGCGAGGCUUAAAGAUGAUGGCCUACCUGAAUAAAACAAAGGAUUUGUUAGCCCAGUUCACAAAUUACACCCUCCAGCAAAUUUCGCGAGACCAGAAUUCGAAUGCAGAUGCCUUGGCUAAACUCGCGAGCGCGAAGGAUGCUGAUACCUUGAACAUAAUUCCAGUAGAAAGACUGAGUAAGCCAAGCAUAGAAGUGGCCGAAGCCAAUAUGGAGAUUCGUGUAGAUGAUACGUGGAUGGCGCCAUACUUGGAGUAUCUGACGAAUGGCACACUGCCAACAGAUAGAAACAAAGCCAGAACUCUGCAAAGGCGGGCCGCUAGGUAUAUACUGGUCGAUGGCAUUAUGUACCGAAGUGGAUAUUCAAUGCCACUGCUCAGGUGCAUUACACCAGAAAAAUCUAAGGAGCUCAUGAGGGAGGUGCAUGAAGGCUUCUGCGGAGAUCAUGCUGGGGGGCAGAGUUUGGCAAAAAAGGUUCUAAGACAAGGUUACUUCUGGCCAACAAUGAACGAGGAUUCAAUGGAGUAUGUACGAAGAUGCGACAAAUGUCAAAGGUUCUCCAAGAUCCCACGAGUAGCUCCAAAUGAACUAAAACAGAUGCAGAGCCCAUGGCCCUUCGCAAUAUGAGGGAUAGAUUUGAUUGGAUCCCUGCCAACAGGGAAAGGCGGAGUAAAGUACGCAGUUGUGGCAGUUGAUUACUUCACAAAAUGGGCUAAAGCUGAACCACUCGCAACCAUCACGACCAAAAAAGUUCUUGACUUCGUCAUCAAGAACAUUGUAUGCCGGUAUGGAUUACCCGGGAAGAUAGUUUCAGACAACGGGACCCAGUUUGACAGCGACUUAUUCACCGAUUUCUGCGAAAGGCAUGAUAUUAUUAAAAAAAAUUCUUCAGUUGCACAUCCCCAAGCGAAUGGGCAAGUCGAAGCCGUGAACAAAACUCUUAAGGACACCCUGAAGAAAAGACUUGAAGAAGCCAAAGGGGCGUGGCCAGAGCAACUGCCUGAAGUCCUCUGGUCGUAUAGAACAUCUCACCGAACAGCAACAGGGCAUACCCCAUUUUCCCUAACCUACGGAUAUGAGGCCAUGUUUCCUGUCGAGUUAGAUCCCCCCUCACAUCAGCGUUUGACUUACGACCAGGACGUGAACAGUCAGCUGAUGAUGGAGUCCCUAAACUCGAUCGACGAGAUACGAGAAAAAUCUCAACUCCGAGUUGCUGCAUACCAGCAAAAAGUCGCCCAGUACUUUAACUCCAAAGUUAAAGAAAGAAAAUUCAACGUCGGAGAUUUGGUGCUACGACGAGUUUUCUUAAAUACCCGCGACCCCACUGCUGGAGUGCUCGGACCUAACUGGGAAGGACCUUACCAGAUUGAAGAAAUCCUUCACCCAGGCACCUACAAACUUGCACGCUUAAACGGAGAUCUCGUUCCGCGCUAUUGGAAUGGAGAACACCUGCACAAGUAUUAUCAAUGAACAGCCCUUCUUAAAGGACUGGCUUGUUUAAAUUUCUCUUCUUAAUUUUUACAAGUUUUGCAAAGAGGGUUAGCCAUGUUGUAUGGCUAACUGCUCAUAUAUGUAAGAUUCUAUUUUAGAAUCACUCGUAAAGACAUGUUUAGUCCAUUUUUAAUACGAGAUUAUAAGGGACUGUGCUCAGCCAGUCAUUCUUGCCAACCUUUGUGAAUUUAUAUUUACAAGUAUUUGUUCAUUACGUGUGUUGUUUUGCUGUAUUACAAGUAUCAGUUUACUACGAACAGGAAUGUUCGAACAGGUUAUGGUCAAGGCAAGUGACCAAGGACCUCACGCUCCUCGAUCACUUGGGGGGCAUAUAAGGCACAUCAAUAGCAAAGCAUACUCUCAAGGUAAAGGGAAAGAAAAGCUUACCCAGCCUUGAGUGGAGAGCUUAGGUGGUGUUGUGUACAUAUGCGGCCGCUUGACCACCACGGCCAAGGAGUUCUCAGAGGAACUAGGGGGUUUACCCUAUUUUUUCCGCUUAGGUCGGCGAGUUGUAAAUUUAAAUUGUAAUGACCAUUUUGAGCUGUAAAUAACUUGUAAAUGUUUUUAUGGGCCCAUGAAUAGUUUUAUGUUUUAAAUAAAAUAUAUCAUUUCAUUUUGA